Molecule: messenger RNA, 1922 nt
Organism: Lates calcarifer (barramundi perch)
Lineage: Eukaryota; Metazoa; Chordata; Actinopteri; Centropomidae
Gene: oxld1
Product: oxidoreductase-like domain containing 1
Exons: 2
Coding region: 164-601 (145 amino acids)
Cellular component (GO): mitochondrion
Source: RefSeq, a predicted model, not a curated record
UACAACUACAUACAGAGGUCAUAGUUUAGGAAUAAUGAAGCGACGCAACUAGCUUGUAAGACAGGUGAACCCGUGGAUGCAACACCUGAAAUGAGAAGCCACGUAUAAUACAAUAUAAAUGAAUCAUACAGAUACAUAAGCAGACUUCCUAUUUUCUCCGACGAUGCUGUGUUUGGGUGUAAAUGCAGUGAGGCCGUCGAUAUCUUUACAGAAGCUGUGUGUCCUCUCCCUACUGCACAUGAGACAUCGUUUCUGUCAGCAGUCAUGGAGGAGAGGUGUAUGCAUCGGGACCAUUCGCUGCCUCUCUACUGGACCACAUUCACCUCCUCCUCCUACACUAACUGACUCCUCUGAGUGCACUGAGCCAGAACCCAGCCACAGUCCCUCUGAUUGGUCUCCUGACCAGGGUCCACCGCCUGCUCCCACACACUGCUGCAUGAGUGGCUGUCAUAACUGUGUGUGGAUCGAACAUGCGGAGCAGCUGCUGGCGUACUACCACGACGGAGGCGACCGGGCGCUCGCCGCUGUCGAGGAGAACGUCCUCGAUGAGAACCUUAAAACCUACCUAAAGAUGGAGAUUAGACUUUUGAAAAAGACAUGACUGAUGCAUUUACUGCCAGUGAGUGUAAGCACUUUAUGACACGCUCCAGUCACUGAUUUUACUCCCACAUUUUAAGUUAUACCUCCUUUGGGUCACACAGUUCAUGUCUGCAGAGCAUUUAAGAAAAUCGAUCAUGAGCCACCAAGGGAAGGGGAAGUAAAGCCAGCAGCUGACUCUAGGAAUCCACCUGCUCUGCCUGGUGAACAGAAAGAAUCAGCUGUUGAUAACAGGAAAGAUAGAUAAGUAUAAUUCUGCUUUAUUCCAAUUUGGCUCUUACAAUGGUAGCUUUGCUCAUUAUUUCUAUCAGUAACAACAAUGUUAUAUUCAUCAAAGUAAUUGCUGAAAAUUUGGAAUACUGCCGAUAUUGCUACAAGAAAGUCUGCCGGGGCAACAAACAUGUACAGUUAGUACAUGUGUUAGUGUGUCAACACACUGUGUUGGAGCCUAUAUCAAAUGAAGAAUGUACCAUGUAACUGAUGAUGUCUGAAGCUUCAGACAUCACAGGUGCUUCACAAACACCGUCAUCCACUUUGACAGUUUUUUUCAGCUAAACUAUGUGAUGGACAUUAGUGGGAUAAGAAUAGAUGAGAAUAAAUGAGUAAUAAACUUCAUAUUUAGGCUUUUUGGACAGUGCAUUUCUAAAUUAUUUUACUGUAGUGUAACCACCUCUGAACAACAGUAUUACAGAUUUAAUAACAUGCUGGCUCCUCUGGCUUUUAUCCCAAACAACAUUAAAACAGUUAAAUUUAGUGAGGUGUUGUGCUUUGACCCAAGUCUUGAAGGGCUGCACCUGGUUUGCUCAAAGCUCUGUAGCUCUGAGUCUUUUUUCUGCACAAAUGGAAAGAAAGUUUAUAUUCUCCCACCAUUUAUUAUUACUGAUAGGAAUAAUGUCAAAAAAUAGGCAUCCUUAAGUUUCAACUUAAAAUGUGACCAACAAACCCCAAGCUGUUACACUUUGUCCUCACAUUAGUCCUUGCGUUAGUUCAUAAGGUGCAUGGAGUGGUUGGUUUCUGAAAAUGCAUGAUUAGUCUGGUAUGUGAUUUUUGCAGUUCUCUGUAUGUAUAAAAAAUUAACAUGACAGCUUGUGUCUUCUGCCACUCACUGAAUCAGUACUCUGUCAUUGUUUCAUUGUCAUCUUUGUUUUGUCAUGAAGCACCUUUGCAAAUGUUGAUUUAUCAGUUUGCUUGAAGUUUGAACUGAAGUUUUUACUGUUUACUGUUUCACUGAUCAUUUGCUUCACUAUAUUUAAUAGUGUAUUUAAAUUAUAUAUUUGAAAUUUAUUUUUAAGAAUUUUUAGUGAAAUAAAUGUUCUUUCUAAAAA